Molecule: messenger RNA, 7084 nt
Organism: Aphidius gifuensis
Lineage: Eukaryota; Metazoa; Arthropoda; Insecta; Hymenoptera; Braconidae
Gene: Trpm
Product: transient receptor potential cation channel trpm
Exons: 19
Coding region: 971-5959 (1662 amino acids)
Biological process (GO): protein tetramerization; monoatomic cation transmembrane transport
Cellular component (GO): membrane
Molecular function (GO): monoatomic cation channel activity
Source: RefSeq, a predicted model, not a curated record
CGGAUUUAUCCAGUCAUCUCGCUCUUUCUCAUUCAAGUACAUGAAAUCAACAAAGAAAUUUAAAAUAUACAUGUCUAGAUAAAAAAAGAAAGACAUAUUAAAAAUCAAACAUAGAAUGAGUAAAUGAUAAAGAGAGCAAAACUGGUUGUAAUAAAUAUAUAUAUAUAUUUUUUUUAAAAACGCGACAACGUGCGCAUACAUAUUCUUUUCAGCUGCUUUUUAACUUGGUGUAAGUGUUGAGGUCUGUUGAGCUUGAGGUCUGUCUUGAAUUUUGCUGGGUGGUGAUGAUGAUAGUGGACACUUGGACAGUUGUAAUUGUGCUUGCGUUAAGUUAAAAAAAAUUAAACAACAAAAAACAACAACUCAAUUAUAAAAAUUAUUUUACAAAUAAAUAAAAUACGUUAUCAACAUUAUUAAUUAUUACAAGCUUUAAAAUGUAUAAUAAUAAUUAUAAAAUAUAUAUUAAACUAUUUCUUAUCUCUGUUGCAAUUUAAAAAAAAUAAAUAAAAAGAGUUAUUAUCACUGAAGGUGGUGGCAUGGAUGAUUGGUGUUAAUUAUCGUUGUUGUAAAACGAUAAACUCAUGAGGAGUUUUUGUGAAUCUUUGUACUCAAUUAUUGGGAAAAGUUUCCCAAAUGUGAUAAAACAAAUAUUACUAUGUUAUUCAAUUGAUCCGAACAUCAGAUAAAUACAAUACAUCAAUGCUAAACUCAUAAAUCAUUCAUCAAUAAUUCAUUUGAGAAAAUUUUUGGAUUCAUUUUAUCAACUGGAAAAAGGGAACAACAACAUUACACUUGGAUGUAACGAUUUAUCAUUUGUUAAAAUAUUAUUUAUCAAUAAUUUCAUACUGAUAAAUAUUAAUAAUAAAGUUCAACAACAUAUGUACAGGCAUGAUUGAAAAACCGAAGCUUGUACGAUCGUUUUAUCAGUGUAUAGUAAAUAGGUUGAAUUAUCAAAUAAAUAAACCUCAAGAUGGCCAUUGGAAAUGUUAUCUGUGGGGCGAAUAGGCCAAAAAUCAAACGAAAGCAGGCCAAGAGGGAGGAACGAAGUUGGAUUGAAGCUAGUUUUCAUAAACGUGAUUGUGCCAAGUUCAUACCAAGUGCCAAGGAUGAACACAGGUUUGAAGAAGCUCAUGGGGAUAAAAGUGCUGAAUACGACGUGAUCACAGCCUCCAGAUGUUUAUGUGGUCAUUCUUAUACACAUCAUUGUGGAACUGGUGCUGAUGUUCAAAGUUAUGCAACUGGUAGUGAAGCUGAAGCUGAACGUGAACAAUGGUCACCAGGAAAAAAUACACGUUCAUCACCAACUGAUGCAUUUGGUACAAUUGAAUUUCAAGGUGGUCCACAUCCAAAUAAAGCUCAGUAUGUCAAGAUGUCACAUGAUACUCGACCUGAGCCAAUUGUACAACUUUUAUGUCGUGAAUGGAAUUUAGGUCUUCCAAGAUUACUGAUAACAAUACAUGGUGGACGUUCAAAUUUUGAAUUACAACCAGCAUUAAAAAAAGUAUUACGUAAAGGUUUAUUAAAAGCUGCUAAAACAACUGGAGCAUGGAUAUUUACUGGUGGAACAAAUACUGGUGUAACACGACAAGUUGGUGAUGCAUUAUUACUUGAACGAUCACAACGUCAAGGUCGUGUUGUUAGUAUUGGUAUUGCACCUUGGGGAAUACUUGAAAAAAGUCAUGAAUUAAUUGGACGUGGUCGUGAAAUACCAUAUGACUCUGUUGCCUCUCCUUGGACCAAGUAUGCUGUACUUAAUAAUCGUCACGCCUAUUUUUUAUUAGUUGACAAUGGUACUGGUGGACGUUAUGGUGCUGAAAUAAUAUUACGAAGGAAACUUGAAAAAUACAUAUCUAAUUUAAAACUUCAACCAUACACGCACAGUAGUAUACCAGUUGUGGCAUUAAUUAUUGAAGGUGGCACACAUACAAUUCGUUCGGUACUUGAAUAUGUCACUGAUGAACCACCAGUGCCAGUUGUUGUAUUUGAUGGAUCUGGGCGUGCUGCUGACCUUAUCGCUUUUAUGCACAGACGAGCAAUGGCUGGUGAUGGUGAUGGUGAAUCAAAACUUGAAGCAGUUAAAGAACAAGUAUUAGAAACAAUAAAACAAACUUUUAAAGUAUCACCAGAUCAAGCUGCACAAUUAUACUCUGAGUUAUUUCAAUGUGUUCGUAAAAAACAUUUAAUAACAAUAUUUAGUUUAACUCAACAUCGUCCACAAGAACUUGAUCAAACAAUAUUAACAGCAUUAUUUAAAUCACAACAAUUAUCACCAGCAGAACAAUUGUCAUUAUCAUUAAUAUGGAAUCGUGUUGAUAUUGCAAGAAGUGAAAUAUUUGUUUAUGGACAAAAUUGGCCACCAGGUGCUCUUGAUCAAGCAAUGAUGCAAGCACUACAACAUGAUAGAAUUGAUUUUGUUAAAUUAUUAUUAGAAAAUGGUGUAUCAAUGAGAAAAUUUUUAACAAUACCACGUCUUGAAGAACUUUAUAAUACAAAAGAAGGACCAUCAAAUACACUUGGUUAUAUAUUAAGAGAUGUUAGACCACAUAUACCACGUGGUUAUAUAUAUACAUUGCAUGAUAUUGGUCUUGUUAAAAGUAAAUUAAUGGGUGGUGCAUAUCGUGCACGUUAUAAUACAAGAAAAUUUCGUAUGAUUUAUUCAAAAGUUAUGAAAAGAUCUGGUGGUCAAAAUAUACAAAAUUAUCGUACACCAAGUGCUGCAAGUAUGGCACGUUAUUAUUCCGGUGAUAAAAGUCAUGGUAUAACAUUGAGUUUACUUACUGAAACAUUUCCAGCUGAUGCUGAUAUGCCAUUAUUUGAUCAUCCAUUUAAUGAAUUACUUGUUUGGGCUGUUCUUACAAAAAGACAACAAAUGGCAUUAUUAAUGUGGCAACAUGGUGAAGAAGCAUUGGCAAAAGCACUCGUUGCAUUAAAACUAUUUAAAGCAAUGGCACAUGAAGCAGCUGAGGAUGAUCUUGAGACUGAAGUUUAUGAUGAAUUACGUGGUUAUGGAAAAGAAUUUGAAAAUAUAUCAUUGGAAUUACUUGACUAUGCCUAUCGCCAAGAUGAUGAUCAGACAAAGCAACUUUUAACUUCUGAGCUUCAAAAUUGGUCUGGCCAAACAUGUCUAUCUCUUGCAGUGACUGCAAAUCAUCGAGCACUUCUUGCUCAUCCAUGCAGUCAAACAAUUCUAGCUGAUCUCUGGAUGGGUGGUUUGAGAACACGAAAAAAUACAAAUCUCAAGGUUGUACUUGGUUUAUUUUGUGCAUUUUAUAUAUCAAAAUUGGAAUUUAAAACAAGAGAAGAACUACAGCUUAUGCCACAAACACAAGAAGAACAUUUAAUUGCUCUAGAAGAUGAAAAUGACGACAGUGAAUCAGAACAAGGAAUAUCACCUGGUCCUGAUGUUGAGGUCAAUGCUGUUGAUAAAUCUAUUUCACCCAAGGAAAGUUUGAAACGACCGCGCAGAAGUGUCAGCAUUUGCACCAAACCCAACAGCCAACAUGGCAUUAAGGCAUUGAUAACAAAUGAGCACUCAACAGCUCCACCAAGAGAGACAAUUGUACAAGAAAAUGGAAGAGUACGUGCUGAUAUUGAUGAAAAUCUUCAACGUCCAUAUGGCAUAUUAUCAGAGUAUUAUGAUAAUAAAACAAACCGACCUCUAAAACUUAAAAGAAAAUUAUGGGAAUUUUAUACUGCUCCAAUAACUAAAUUUUGGGCAAAUGCCAUUGCUUAUAUAAUAUUUUUAAUAUUAUUUUCAUACUGUAUUCUAAUUAAAAUGUUGGAUCAUCCAAGCUGGGCUGAAGUUUAUGCAAUUGCAUAUAUUUGUACACUUGGCUGUGAAAAAGUACGUGAAAUAUUAACAUCUGAGCCUGCAACACUUUCUCAUAAAUUUAGUGUAUGGUCUUGGAACAUGUGGAAUCCAUGUGAUGCUGCAGCAAUUAUAUUUUUUCAAAUUGGUCUUACAUUGAGACUUCGUCCUUCGACAUUUGAUGUUGGACGAGUUAUGUAUUGUGUUGAUUGUAUUUAUUGGUAUUUGAGAAUAUUAAAUAUUCUUGGUGUCAACAAGUAUCUUGGUCCUUUGGUUACAAUGAUGGGUAAAAUGGUAAAGAACAUGAUUUACUUUGUCGUAUUAUUAGCAGUUGUAUUGAUGAGCUUUGGUGUAUCAAGACAAGCAAUUUUAAAUCCAAAUUCUGAACCAAAAUGGAGAAUUUUACGAGAUAUAUUUUUGGAACCGUAUUUUAUGCUUUAUGGUGAAGUAUACGCAGAUAAUAUUGAUCCAGAUUGUGGUGGUGAUCCAGGAAUGCAACCAUGUGUUCCAGGUAGAUGGAUAACUCCAAUAAUAAUGGCAAUUUAUCUUUUGGUUGCAAAUAUACUUUUAAUAAAUUUACUUAUUGCCGUAUUUAAUAAUAUAUUUAUUGAAGUUAUUGCAAUUGCCCAUCAAGUAUGGAUGUUUCAACGUUUUACUGUUGUUAUGGAAUAUGAACAAAAACCAGUUUUACCACCUCCAUUUAUUAUAUUUAAUCAUGUAUAUAUGCUAGUCAUAUUUAUAUUUCGUAGAUAUGUAUCGAGUAAUAAGAGAGCACGUGGUGAAUCAUAUGAUAAUAGAUUAAAGCUAUUUUUAGAAAAAGAUGAUAUUGAAAGAUUAUGUGAUUUUGAAGAAGAUUGUGUUGAGGGUUAUUUUCGUGAAAAAGAACAAAAAUUACAAAUGUCAACUGAGGAACGUAUUAAAGUUACAACUGAAAGAGUUGAAAAUAUAUAUCAAAAAAUUGAUGAUAUAAAUAAACGUGAAACAAAUCAAAGUGCAGCAUUACAAGCUGUUGAAUUUCAAUUAAGAGAAUUAGAAAAAUUAAAUCAACAAACACUUGAUCAUCUUGCUGUUAUACAUCGUUUUAUGGCAACACAUGUGCCAAAUGAAAAUAUGUCAAGUUUAGAUUUAGAAUUAAUGAGACCAAGAAGAGUUUCAGAAAAAUCAGAAGUUAUAUCUGAGGCUGAAUCACAUUCACAUCUUCCUGGUUUAUUUCCAAGAAAAAAAUUAAUACGUGCAUUAACUGAUACAACAUCAUAUCAUCAUACAACAUCUUCUCAUGCUGAAGAUGAAUUAUUAAAACAAUCAGAUAUACUAACAUCAUCACGUGAAAAUUUAUGUAAAAAUGAAUCAAUAUCAAGUGGUGAAAUACCAAAUACAGAUAUUGAUGAAAGAAAAAUAAUAACAACAACAGCAACAGUAACAACAACAAGUCAUGAUGAUAGUGGUAAUGAUAAUAAAGAUGGACCAGAAACUGAAAUGAAAAAAUUAGAAAUUGAAAGAGAUGCCAAUAGUGAUGUACCAAUAUCAGAUUUACGUCAAGAUUCAUGUGAACGACCAACAAGACAAACAAGUCGUACACGAUCAGAGAGUGAUGAUGCUAUUAUGUUUUCAUCAAAUGGUUAUCAAAAAGGUGUUAAAUGGGUUGAACCUAGAGUACCAAAAAUAUCAUCAGCAUCAAGUCGUGAUAAUCAACGUUCAAUAUUAUUAACAAUGAGAUCUGAAUAUACAAGUAUAACUGAUGAACUUGAAAAUUAUUGUGGUUUAUUAAGUCCACCAAAAACACCACCAUCAUCACCACCACCACCAAAUAGAACAAGAAAUGUAACAGAAAUGAAUCCACAAAUGGCAUGGCAAAUUGAAAAUGAACAUUUACGUGAUGCUGAAGAAUGUGAUUAUCAACAAAUGGAAGAUUUAAUGAAAAGAAGAUAUUUAAAAGGUGAAUAUGAUUCAAUGGAAAAUGAUGAUACAGAAAAUGAACAAUUUUUUUUUACAACUGAAAAUAAUUUACGUAAAAGAGGCCCAGCACCAACAAUAAGUGUUACUAAAGAAAUUGAACAAACUCUAUCAAGACCACCAAUACGUGAUUCAGAUACAUCAGAUCCAACUGAUCAAACAAUUGUUCCAGCUCCAGCUUCUGAAACAAUGUGUUAGUUUAUUGACAAUUUUUUAUAGUUAAUUUUAAUUAUCCUUCGGUUUUUUUUUAGACGAAAUUUCAAAUUGAAUAGUCAUUUUAUAAACAAAAAAUUUAUUAUAUCAUUUAUACAUAUUUUAAUUUAUUAGGUAAACGUUUUAAAUGCACAGUAGAUUUUUUUUUUUUUUCGAUUUUAAUUAUACAAUUUUAUUGGCAUUUGUUGAUUAUUAUUUUAUUUAUUAUUUUUAAUGUCAACUAAUUAUUUUGUACAAUUGAUAAACGAUGCAAUUUUUUUAAAUUAUAAUAUUUUGGAAUUAUUUAAAUAAUCAAAAUGAUAAUCAGUAUAGAGUGUUAUUAUAAAUUUAAAUAACUCAUCCAAAGGUGUAAUGAAUUUAAAAAAAAAAACUAUUUUUUCUCAGUAAUUAUUAUAAAAUAUAAGUAAAUUGUGCAUUAUAGAAUACAUAAGUCAUUUUAUACAUUAAUUUAUGCAUUAUUUAUUCUCGAGUAUAUAUUUUAUCAUAAAGCUCAGAAUAAAUAAAUUUUAAAAACACAAAUUUCAUGGGCAUGUUACUUUAAAUUACACAAUGAAAUUGUCAUAUAUUUUUAAUUAAUUAUAUUUUUUUAAAUACAUCUGAGAUUUUUUUUUAAAGUAUAGUCUGCAUGACAUUGUAGAUACAACUUUUAGGUAGAAAUUAAAUUUAAAAAAAUCAACAAUUGAAUAGUUAUUUUAUCAAAAUAUUUAGCCUUCGUAAGGGUCCCAAUAAAAUCGUGUACAAAGAACCAGAAAUCAUGUCUAUCAAUUUAGAUUAAUAAAUAAUACAAUAAUUAGAUUAAAAAAAAUAAAAUAUAUUAAGCAGCUACGUAAUUGUAUUUUUGUGUUUGUCAUAAAUUAGAAUGAAUUGCUCAAUUCAAAUGUCGUCGUAUUAAUAUGAAAAUGAAAUAUAUAAAAAAUAAGCAAAUAAUAAAAAUAAAAAACAAUAUAUCUUCUAUUUUCAAUUGACAAAUAAAUAAAUAAAUGAAAACAUCAAUUAGCUGGUUUAUAACUCUGCAUUUUAUUUACUAUAUUAAUUGAUAUUUAAAAAAAUUAUUUUUCUGCUCAAUAAAAUUUAUAAUUUCAAUGAUAAAAUAUAUAUUUUUAAUGCCAU